Molecule: messenger RNA, 416 nt
Organism: Caenorhabditis angaria
Lineage: Eukaryota; Metazoa; Nematoda; Chromadorea; Rhabditida; Rhabditidae
Source: the annotation of a GenBank genome assembly
AUGGACGCUUUAGACGUUUCGAGAAAUUUGUCAAAUAUUGCUGAUGCAUUGGCUGGUGAUGCGGUUAGUUUUUCUUUCACUUUGUCUGUUCUAAUCUUGAUUUUUUCCAGUCUAGAAACACUACCGAGCUUCUGGAGCAUCUUAGUGUAACAUUAGAAGAGCUUAGAACAAUUUCUAGUAUUUGCAAUACUCAUUCAAAGCAGGCUCAUGAACAAUUGGAAGCACUUGAUUUGCAGACCGAAAAAUUCGGAGAAACUUUUGAGAAAAUUGAUAAUUUGAAACAAUAUAUGACCGAUGUUUGUUUUUUUGUGUUAUUCAGAAAAUUUCGAAUGCAUUUAUCAACGUUUCAGAUUAAAAUCAAACUCGCCAAUUUGGAUCAUUUUUGCACAUCGCUUGAACGGCAAUCUAAUUCAUAA